This is a messenger RNA of Geodia barretti, 876 nucleotides long. NCBI's taxonomy places the organism in Eukaryota, Metazoa, Porifera, Demospongiae, Tetractinellida, Geodiidae. The record is from the annotation of a GenBank genome assembly.
AUGAUCGACUUUGAAUUUCACCAUGCAAGCGACCUCAAUCAGGCCUUUGCGCUUUUGGACGAACACGGUGACGACGCCCGCCUGAUGUCCGGCGGCACCGCUUUGGUGCUCCAGAUGAAGCAGCGGUUCUCCCAGCCCGGCCACGUCAUUGGCCUGCGUCGCAUCGCCGGUCUGGGCAGCAUCGAGGAAACGGACGAUGGCAGCAUCCGUAUCGGCGCCCUUUGUACGCAGCGCCAGGUGGAAAACCACCCCCUGGUCGCCGAGCGGCUUCCCCUCGUCGCCCAGGCAUAUCGCUACGUGGCCACGCCCCGCAUCCGCAACAUGGCGACGGUGGGCGGCGGACUGGCCCAUGGCGACCCCAACCAGGACCCGCCGCCGUCCCUCAUUGCCCUGGGCGCGUCGGUAAUUCUGUCUUCGGCCAGUGGUGGACAGCGCAUCCUGCGGGCUGAAGAAAUUUUCCUCGACUACUUCGACACCGACGUACGCCCCGGCGAAAUCGUCACCGGCUUGGUGGUCCCGCCCGCUCCGGACGGCGCCGGUACCGCUUACCUGAAGUUCCUGCCCCGCACCGCAGAUGACUACGCCACCGUUUCCGUGGCCGCCGUGGUGACACCCGACGCUGCCGGCAACUGCCAGGACAUCCGCAUCGUGCUGGGUUCGGUGGGUCUCACACCCAUCCGCGCCACUGCCGCGGAAGACGCCCUGCGCGGUCAACCCCUGACUGACGAGAACAUCAGGGCUGCUGCGGCUACGGUGCCCGAUGCCGUGGACCCGUUGGACGACCACCGGGGUUCGGCGGAGUACAAGCGGGAAAUGGCCGGAGUAUUCACCCGCCGCGCCAUCGCCCAGGCCAUGACCAACGCCGGGAUGGGAUGA